Messenger RNA from Rosa rugosa (rugosa rose), 958 nucleotides. RefSeq lists its product as uncharacterized. The record is from RefSeq and is a predicted model, not a curated record. The transcript has a single exon. NCBI's taxonomy places the organism in Eukaryota, Viridiplantae, Streptophyta, Magnoliopsida, Rosales, Rosaceae. The coding region runs from base 137 to 772 and encodes 211 amino acids.
UACUACUCUUCCAUUCCAUCAUCUCCACAAACAACUACCUUCACUUUCCAAGUUUCAUCCUACAAAAACAAACUCACUGAAGCAGAGCAAAAACAGAGCAAUUUUCUUUUCAUCCAUAUAAGAAGGAUAAAAAGAGAUGGCUGAGAAGACCCACCAAGCGUACCCUACAGCCCCAGCAAACGGUUAUGCAAGAAGCGAUGGAGAGUCUUUGGUAUCCGAAGAUGAGCUCAAGCGCAAGAAGAGAAUCAAAUUGUUUACCUACAUUGGUAUUUUCAUUGUGUUUCAGAUCAUAGUGAUGACCGUGUUUGGUCUUACUGUGAUGAAGGUUAAAACUCCAAAGGCCAGAUGGGGAGACAUUAGUGUUGAAACCCUCAACUCUGUUCCUGCAACACCUUCUUUUGAUACAACCUUUGAAGCCCAGAUAAGGAUCAAGAACACAAACUGGGGUCCUUACAAAUUCAAUGCAGGCACUGCCACAUUUUUGUACCAAGGCACAACUAUUGGGCAAGUUGUUAUUCCAAAAGGCAAGGCUGGCAUGCGUUCCACCAAGAAAAUCGAUGUUGAGGUGAGUUUGAAUACUAAUGCAUUGCCAAACAGUUCCAAUCUUGGAAGUGAAUUGAGUAGCGGGGUGUUGACGCUUACCAGCCAAGUUCAAUUGAAAGGAAAAGUUGAGUUGAUGCUUAUAAUGAAGAAAAAUAAGAAUGCCUCUAUGGACUGCACAAUAGCAUUUGAUUUGUCAUCCAAGACAGUCAAAACCCUACAGUGCAAGUGAUCAUCAAGCCGGUAUACGGAUUGCCUGAUGAAGACUAGUUCUAGUUUAUUUAUUUAUUUAUUUUUUCUAUGUGAAUUUAAAUAUUUUGUUCUUUGUUAAUGUCAGACCCCUUGGGGCUUGAACAUGUUGUCUAGGCAUAAUUCAUGAGUAUAUAUAUAAUAAUGUCCUUGAACUCAUUAAAUUGAA